AGUGUAAACUGUGAUUGCAAUCUGUAAUACAGAGGAUUUGCGAAUCAGUGAAGGAAAGAGUUUGUUUGUUUUGUAGAGAGAAUGGUUGCACAAUUGGGCUUGGUUUUCGUGUUGUUUGCGGUCACUCAAGUAAGUGGAUUUCAAGAUGGCUACACAAUGGAACAAGCCCAGCGUCGUGAGCCCAUGCCUGAAUACCCGAAUCCAGGAGAGAUAACAUUUAAGUUACAUUCAAAAUGGGACGAAAAUCUCCUAAACGAAAACGCGGCAGCCUUCAAAAUUUUAGAGGGAAAUGUCAGAAAAGCGGUGUUGGAAGUCGUUGGUCAGGACAAAGAAAUAUCAAAUGUUUAUUUCAGACGAGGAUUUCUGGGUAUUGACAAUGGACAGCCAAUUACUGUGGUGCAUCUGAUGGUAAAUGGUGGUUCAGACGCCGCGGGGCUUUUGGAUGAAGCUGUCAGACCUGAUGAUUCAUUGGGAGAUGGUUUGAAAGUUUAUAAAGGAUCGUUCAAUGCUUAUUAAACUCAUGGAUACCAGCGGCAUGCUUGAACUAGUAAGGACCAGCGAUAUCAGCUCUUAGUCUUUGAGUCUUCACAGUCACUAACUCAGUGAUAAUUUUUGUCCCUUCAGAUGAUGUCAAACUAUCGGUUAGAUAUACUGUACUAAUCUGUUGCGUGCAUCCACGCAAAAUGUUCCUGAAAACUAUUUAUAGUGUAAAUAAAUUUUGUAAAAGUUUAUUGUAUAAACUAUACGCUCUGUAAGG
Dendronephthya gigantea is the source of this 757-nucleotide messenger RNA. RefSeq lists its product as uncharacterized. Bases 82 to 516 code for a protein of 144 amino acids. The transcript has 5 exons. NCBI's taxonomy places the organism in Eukaryota, Metazoa, Cnidaria, Anthozoa, Malacalcyonacea, Nephtheidae. The record is from RefSeq and is a predicted model, not a curated record.